Molecule: messenger RNA, 3945 nt
Organism: Perkinsus marinus ATCC 50983
Lineage: Eukaryota; Perkinsozoa; Perkinsida; Perkinsidae
Product: retrovirus polyprotein, putative
Exons: 6
Coding region: 1-3945 (1314 amino acids)
Molecular function (GO): nucleic acid binding; zinc ion binding
Source: RefSeq, a predicted model, not a curated record
AUGCCUCCUGCUUUCGAUGGUAUCUCCGGUAGCUUCAAGGAUUGGCUAAGACGUUAUGAGCAAUGUGCCCUUGCCGCCGGAUGGUCCACUCAACAGCAGGCAGAACGCCUUGGUCUGUACUUGAAGGAACCCUUUCUCUCUGGUUGGGAUGCUUAUGCUAAGAAGGUGAACUUCGAGGAAGACAAGAAGUCCCUCCUGAAGAUAUUUGAUCAUGUCCGUCCCCACCAAGCCCUAAAACAGUUCCAAGAGCUACGCUGGUCCAAAGGUCAGCACCCCGCUCUCUAUGCUGCAGCUCUACAACGACACCUCAACCGGUACUAUACCAAGGAGAAGUUCCCUGAGCUCUCUGAAGCGGACAGGACUAAGAACAUGGAGGAGAUGAUCAUUGACCGACUGAAAGCAGAUCUACCCCCCAUGGUCCGGUUCCAGCUCCUCUUGAAAGAGCCUAAGAACCUCAAGGAGGCCUGUAUAAUGUGUGACAGCGUUCUUGCCCUUGACGACGCUAACUCCAACACCAUUGUCGAGACACCGGCUAAGGUUGCCACAGCCGCUGGUGUUUUCGGUAGCCAACCGGCCGAUGACUCUACGGAUGCGCUCACGAAAGCUGAUGCCAAGCGUAUCGAACAGAAGCUCGACAGGAUUUUGGGUGGUAUGAGACGCAAGAGUGGCGAUCCUAAGCAACAGCCAGAUACUAAUGUCACCUCUACCGUGGCCCUUACUCGGCCUAGGAAGUUCCUAGCCCAGGAUCAUCCGACCUACUCCUGUCCCAACAAGAAGUUCUCGGAAGGUUGCUACUGGUGCGGCAAGACUGGUCACUUGGCUAGAGAUUGUUACCAGAACCCGAAUAAGGUGAUCCACGAACGUUGUCUCCCGGCUGGUGCCAAGAUACAACCUGUUCGUGGACUUGAACUUAUUUCUGCACAGGGUCAUAGCUUCGAUUUGCUAGGAGCUGUCGCCCUUACUCUGUCCUUGUACGAUUCGACUAACUUAGAUAAUCCUUGUUUACCGGAGGCAGACCCCCCGCCGCCGGGUCCCGACCUCCCUCCUGAUAUCGUGGUACCUAUGGUAUUUUUGGUGGUGAAGGCUUGUGUUCAUCCUAUCCUUCUAGGUAGCGACUUCUUGGCACACUAUAGGAUGUCUGUGGUCUAUCAAGAGCUUGGCCCUCCAUUACUACAAGGUGUCUUGAAGGACCGACCUAUUCCGUCUGUAACGGAUGCUGGUCGCGGUUAUUCCGUAUCGGCUACUCGGAGGAAACCUGAACCCUUAAAGGUACCUACCCGUAUGAUUGAAUCAUUGUCUAACUUACAAAAAAAGAAAAUCCCCAGCAAGAAUUUGAUUAUGCCGCCUGAACCCCCUCUCCGAGGUCCCAACUGCCCUGAAGUUAACUUCGACGACACCCAGGCUUCUCGCUAUAACGGUCCAAAGAAGCGAAACGCCAAGCGUAGACGCCGAAGGGAUCUCCAAAGGAAGGUUCACAAGAAAGUUCAGAGAGUUGUCGCCUCCGCCUUGCCGUGGCCUCGGUUGAUCGCCAUGUUAUCUGUCAAAGAGCCCUUGACCAACGACGAAUUGGCUGCUGAUGGGUUGCCGACAGAAAUGCCGAUUCCCGAUUCUUGGCUACCCCCGGUCCCACGGCCUGGCGAUAUUGGAACGUUAUGGCCCCCGAGUGGAGUCACUACGGAUGAUAUGCUCGACGAUGAUAUCUCUGGUGCCCUUAGAUUUGCGGUCCCCGACCUCACUGAUGAGGUCCCUCGUGUUAUACUUCCAUCUAUUGACCUUUCUGUGUAUCCCAAUAAAAAAAGAUUUGCUAAAUUAUGUAAUGAGUAUUCUGAUUUAUUUUCUUCCCGUCCUGGGAAAUGCGAUUCCGUUGAGCAUGCUAUACCAUUAAAGUCAGAUAAGCCCUUUUCCCAGAAACCACGACCGAUUCCCCACAAAUGGCGGGAUGAAGUCAAGAGCCUUGUGGAUAAACUGUUGGAGGAAGGAAUGAUUCGCCCUAGCACAUCUCCGUAUCGUUCACCGUGCGUUUACGUCCCUAAAAAGAAUGGCUCAGUGAGAAUGUGUAUCGACUUUCGUGCGUUGAAUGCCCUCACGGAGGUUGAUUCGUACACACUACCUCGUCUUGAUGAUGUACAAGAGCACUUAGCGGGUUCGAAGGUGUUCAGUACACUUGAUUUACAGUCUGGUUAUUGGCAGUGCCUUCUUCGUCCUCAGGAUAUUCAUAAGACAGCUUUUUGCCCUGGCCCUGGUUUUCCGCUCUAUGAGUGGGUCCGCAUGCCUUUCGGACUCUGCUCCGCUGGAGCCACCUUUCAACGUCCGAUGGACCAAGUACUUAAUGGACUACCUUUUGUUCGGGUCUACCUAGACGACAUCCUCGUGUUCUCGCCCGAUGCUGAGACUCACGAAGACCAUUUGAGACAAGUCUUCGCACGCUUGCGUGCGUGGGGCUUGACGUUGUCCGCCGAGAAGUGCGAGUUCGGUUGCCCUUCUGUGCCCUAUUUAGGACACAUUUUUGACGGGAACGGUAUGAGACCAGAUCCGACUAAGGUAGAGGCGAUCUUAAGAUGGCCUCGCCCUGGUAAUGUCGCAGAGAUAAGGUCCUUCCUGGGUCUCGCCGGCUACUACCGCAACUUCGUUCCUAACUUCUCGGACGUGGCACGACCAAUUCAACGGCUGGUGUCGGAGGUCGGAAGUGAAACUUUGGCUUUGGAUACCUACUGGGGACAAGAGCAAGAGGACUCCUUCCGGGCGCUCAAGCUUCGUCUCGCAGCCCUGCCCUUCUUAGCUUACCCUGAUUUCGGUAUCCCCUUCGAGCUCUAUACUGAUGCAAGCGACUAUGCCAUUGGAGCUGUCCUCAUGCAAGAGGGAAGGCCCUUGGGAUUUUUCAAUUAUUUCACACGGUGGGCUACGGCGAUACCGGUGAAAUCCGAGGAUACCACUGAAGUGGCCCUUGAUCAGUUCUCCUUCGACCCCUUCGGGUAUAACGAGUACGUCAAGGCCCUCGCGAUCCACCUUGAGGAUCUUGUUGACCUCGCCCAUGCCUCCUCCUCUGCUGCAGCCCAAGCUUACUACGACAAGAAGGCCACUGCUCGUCAAUUCUAUGUUGGACAACGUGUACUAGUACGACGUCUUGGCCCUCAAACCGGAAAUAAGCUUGAACCUAAGUGGAGCCCUGGUUGGUUUGUGGUUGGUCAGAUGCCUGGCCAAGAGAACAAGGUUCUCAAGCUCAAGCACCAAGAGACGCUUCAAGUUCGUGUUCUGUCAGCUGAUUAUGUCGCUAUCGACCCCCUUCAGCCCGACGCCGUUCCUGACGCCCUUGGUAUUAUGCGACAAGAUCCACUACCUCGUGCUGGAUCACCCUUGCCUGACCCCGAUCUCAGCAACGCCCCCGGUCCUGAACCCCCUGUACGACCCGAUGUCAUUACAGACAAUGUGAGUCUAGGAGAUGGUUACCCUAUGGACCCCCUGGCCGGCCCUGAGAUACCCCCUGACCCUGAUGCUUUACUCCGGAUUGAAGUCGACUUCCCACAACCACAACCACGAAACUCAAGACAAGAACCCCUGUCGGAAACGAUUAGUACGGCGACCCCGGAUGAUGUCCCUACUGGACGCAGUGGUGAACCUCAUCUACCCGAAGAGGGAAGUGCAGGCGAUCUCGACGGACGCGUUGAGACCUCGCCAGCCCAGACCUGUUCUAGUUCUUCACGCCUACAACCCGACGACAACACCGACAACAGCGAGUUUCAAUCGGUGCCUUCUACAGAUUCCUCGUCAGCUGUCCCAUCGCCCCCUACGUCACCACCCUGUGAAGAAACGGCUGAGGCUCCUGCAACGGCAGAUGUUAUGGAGACGGCCGCCCCUUCUGAAGCGGCUGGUCGACCUCUAGGACGUGGACACCGCACGAGAAACCCAAGAGGCCGUAACAUUGUCCCUUUUGGCCCUUGUCUCUGA